Messenger RNA from Manihot esculenta (cassava), 1519 nucleotides. Its product is annotated as transcription factor TCP20. Gene Ontology annotation, molecular function: sequence-specific DNA binding; DNA-binding transcription factor activity. NCBI's taxonomy places the organism in Eukaryota, Viridiplantae, Streptophyta, Magnoliopsida, Malpighiales, Euphorbiaceae. The coding region runs from base 205 to 1104 and encodes 299 amino acids. The transcript has 2 exons. Gene Ontology annotation, cellular component: nucleus. The record is from RefSeq and is a predicted model, not a curated record.
AAAACUCAAUACCAAUUGGUCAAAAAAAAGACAAAUGCAGUUAUCUAAAAUCAUUUAAGUAGUAACUUUAAGUUGAAACAUUGUGAUUCUAAUGUUUGAAGAAGAAGCCAAAUGGAUUGACAAAUCAAUUGAGAGGACAAGGAAGUAUAUGCCUUUUGAGGUCACAUUCUUCAAUCAAGGAGGCCCCUAUUUUCCUAUGUUCCCAUGGAAUCGAAGGGCUCAAAUCACCAUCAAAAAUUGUUGCCCACCUUCUUGAAUCCUCCCCCAAAUCCAACCAUGGCAGAGAACAACAUCAACAACAAGAACCCAGCAGAGAUCAAGGAUUUUCAAAUUAUGAUCGCAAAUAAAGAUGAUAACAAGAAACAAUUAGCACCUAAGAGAAGCUCCAACAAAGAUAGGCACAAGAAAGUGGAUGGUAGAGGAAGAAGGAUAAGGAUGCCAGCUCUAUGUGCUGCAAGGAUUUUUCAGCUCACAAGAGAAUUGGGUCACAAAUCUGAUGGUGAAACAAUUCAGUGGUUGUUACAGCAAGCUGAACCAUCUAUUAUUGCUGCAACUGGUAGUGGAACAAUUCCUGCUUCAGCUCUUGCAGCUGCAGGGGCCUCUGUUUCUCAACAGGGGACCUCUGUUUCUACGGGAUUGCAUACAAAGAUAGAAGGGCUGGGACCGAGUAUUGGGUCCAGAGAGAGGGCCAAUUGGACAAUGAUGACUAGUAAUUUGGGAAGACCUAAUAUAGCAGGUGGGAUGUGGCCCUCUGCUGGUGGAAUUGGAGCAGGAUUUCUUUCAAACACCAGCCAGGCAGCUACCAAUUUUGGAAAUGAAAACCCCAACAAUUUGCCAAAAUUUGGAUUCCAUGGGGUUGAAUUCCCAAAUAUUAAUAUGGGUUUCAUGAGUCUUUACUCCAUGUUUAGUGGUGCUAAUCAGCAAAUUCCAGGUUUAGAGCUUGGGCUUUCUCAGGAUGGGCAUACUGGGUUGUUGAAUCCUCAAGCUUUGAGCCAAUUCUACCAGCAGAUGGGACAGAAUCGCAGCAGCCUAAAUUCCUUCAACCAGCAACAGCAGCAGGAGCAAAAUCCUGAUGAGGAUGACUCUCAAGGCUCAAGACGUUAGAAAAUUGAGAUAGAGGAGUUUCUGAUGGAAAACUUUAUUAGGAAUGAGUAGCAUUGUAGAAAGACUCAAUUAUAUCUCACAUGAUUUCUCUUGGCUUUAAUGACAAGAAAUCAGAUGAGUGAAAUGAAUUGGGGGUCUGAAUAGUUUUCUGAUACUGAGAUUGGCAGCCAGCUGCAGAUCAGCAGUUUCAUCAAAGUCUGCAAAAAAACAGGAUGAAAUUGUGAAGAAAACAUGGUUUGAAGAUUGCAUUUGAGUUUGUUUCAGGUUAUUAUUAUUAUUUUUGCAGGAUGUGUUAUAUAUUACAAAAAUAUUUGCAAUGUUAGGUAUGUGUUCUCUAUUUUUUCUUGCUUUAUCUGGAUCAAGAAAUGAUCUUUUUCUUUAAUAUCUAAUAAAUGUUGAAAAAGUUUCCACUUUC